GUGAAGAAAACAAGGAAACGAUCUAAAAAGGCGCGGCCGGUUGAAGAUCUCGCCGAGAGCGCGCUGGUAGAAUACUCACAGGUCAUGGACGCUCUGGGGUCAAAGGUCAGCGAUGGGUCAGAGGUCACCGCCGCCGACGAGGAGGACGUGUGUGCGCUGUACUUCAACCAGCUGUUCAACCACUGCGAAUUUACCAACGAGGCUGGUUUCGACAUGGACUACAUCAGCUCUCUUCUCUCCACAGAUCACAACCUCACCGAUGUCCUGAAGGAAAAUUCCCAGGAUUUGUUUUCCUGCGGCAUUCCCAAGCCAGUCGCCGGAUGCUCCUAUUGGACUCCACAACGUGACUUCGGCCAGUAUAACGGCUCAAAUGUUCAAGAUCACAUGAUGACGCAGAAAUCAUUUCGGAUAAACACACCAACUGGGAUGGAAAAUGGCGGCCAGAACGCAUUUCAAACAUUAAGUUCCCAAGGCGUCCAAGUCCAAGAAAUGAUUUAUUCUGCUUUCCAAGACUUUGGUCCACCUGGAAACUCUUCAGGAGGAAAAAUCGAGACUUUGUACGUCGCUGAACGUGAAACCACCGUCCAAUCCGAGUGCUUCAGUCUUCAAAACUACAAAUCCCAUCAUGCAUCAUUUACGCAUUCCAUAAAACAUCCAAAAACCCCUGAGAAUGGUGUAGUUGAGCAUGAUAGAGAGGAAAACACAGUGGCCAGACAAAAAACAGAGAAAAUGGGAAGUACAAAGGAAAAGAGAAACAUGGAUCCGGACAUUCCCAACGAUUCUCAGCAGGGAAUGAGAAAUAAUAGAGCGAAAACACAGACAAGCGUAAAGGAGACGCCCGAGGAAAAGAACGGAAACCGGAACAAAAAACAGAAGAGGCGACGUAGAAGACGGAAGCAGGAAAAGAUCACGGCGCUCGAUGAGAGAACAACAGACGAUAAAAGGAAAACAGCUGAAAACCAAAGGAAUGGAAAUACUCAAGACGGUCAACGAAGAUCCGCAACCAAACACGGGGCGAAAGAAACUGAUUUAUUCAAAAUAACCACAGAAAGAAAGGAAUUACGGCAACGUACGGACGUGACCGAGGCGAGGAAAGUUAGAAGAGACGAUGAGAUUGAGAGACGUCAAAGGCCGAUAAAAAACAGGCAGAUCUCAUAAAGAGAGUCGA
Rhinichthys klamathensis goyatoka is the source of this 1168-nucleotide messenger RNA. RefSeq lists its product as uncharacterized. The transcript has 2 exons. The record is from RefSeq and is a predicted model, not a curated record. Lineage: Eukaryota; Metazoa; Chordata; Actinopteri; Cypriniformes; Leuciscidae. The coding region runs from base 85 to 1158 and encodes 357 amino acids.